This is a messenger RNA of Octopus sinensis (East Asian common octopus), 1566 nucleotides long. Its product is annotated as coiled-coil domain-containing protein 189-like. The record is from RefSeq and is a predicted model, not a curated record. The coding region runs from base 384 to 1322 and encodes 312 amino acids. NCBI's taxonomy places the organism in Eukaryota, Metazoa, Mollusca, Cephalopoda, Octopoda, Octopodidae. The transcript has 9 exons.
AUUUUUCAGAUUUCAAACAAUUGAUCAUAAAUAUUUUUUAUUCACUAUUGCAACUACUCUGCAACUAGCUACCGUGGCUUUUUUUCACUAUCACUGCACUAUACACCUGCAAUACCACUUACACGACAUCACCACUACUCCUGUAACUACUAUCACUUUAUCACCAUUGUCACGGCACCAUCACAACUAUCACUGUCAAAACCCCACCAUUACCAUUACAAUUACAUUCCCACUGCCGUGUCCAUGUAACAAUCUCACUACUAACAGUCACAACACCGCUACAACCACUACACCCACACUGCCACUACCACCACAAAUACCACUAUUACAAAAUCAACACUACACUAUACUCUUCUGUCACCACCACUACCACCACCACUCUAAUGUCUACAUUAAUUGCUCUACCAAUGGAAAGAUCUGCCAGUUCAUUGAACGAGGCACCUAUUCCAAAAUCUCACCGUAUCAAGAUUGUUGUUUGGAAUGACUUGGACCCAGAACAAUCAGAAUCACUUAUGAAAGCUCCAACACUGAAAAAAGUAAAAGAUAUUCUUGCUGAAAUCUUUAAACUCACUAAUUAUGCAACAGUAUAUAAAGAAAAGAUUCUACUCAACCUUUACACAUAUUCUAUACAAUUUGCAAAGGAAGAAAAAUUCAAAUCUGAGCAGUUAUCUGCCUAUUUUUCAAUUGUAAAAAGAGUUCAUGAAGUCUGUACUGAAAGUCCCUUUGGUAACUUGGAUGACACAUUUAACUUUUUCAAAGAUAUACUCCUACAUCAUAGCGUCAGUCGUCCACCAUACAGCACUGAACUGUUUUCAAUAAGUGAAGUAAGGAAGAUAUCCUAUCAUAUGAUUAACACAUAUUUUAGACACUUUAAACUAUACAAGUAUGCAUUCACUCCACAGGUGCAGCUUGAUUUAGCUUUAAACUACAUUGGAGAAUCUGAAUCCAUGACAAGCCAAGAAAUACAAGUUGAUUCGCUAAAAGAGAAGAAAGUGAAAAGUGAAACUGAAACUGCACUGUCAGUGGCUGAAAGCAUUGACGAAAAGGAGAUGGCCUUGAUUUCUGAGAAAGAGGAAGCUAAAAAAUACUUGAGAAAAAUCAUCACAGAAUUCUUACAAGCUAAAAUCAAUGAGCUGAAAAUUACAGUAAACACAAAGUUAAAGGAAUCUGAAGUGAUGUUGAAUAAUAAACUGGAAAUUGCUGGCUACAAUGAAUAUCUUAAAAGACAUACAUCAAGAAAAUUUCUCAAAUUAGGGAGAAGAAUAACAACCAUUGAAGGAUGUAUCAAAACAAAAGACAAAGACAAAAGUUCAUACUACUAAGGUGACAGGAUAUUUUUUGUUUGUGACAGUUAAAUAUAUAAGAAAAAGAAUAGUAAUGAGAAAAAAAUUAACAAGGAAAGAAACUUAUUUUCUGUUCAAAAAUAUUUACUAAUAUACUCCAAUUUCUAACAUUGUAACAAGGGGUGAUGGCGAAUAGAAUCAGCAUCAGUCAAUGACUAGAAGGUAUCUAUUGACCCUGGAAAGAUGAAAUACAAAAUUGACCUUGGUAGAAUUAUUACAGGGG